AUGCACAAGCGCUCCAAGAAACCCGUGUGGGUGCUUUUCAAGAUUUUGGAGCUCUUGAUAAGCUCCAUUUCUGGCUAUGUGCAUUUCAAAGGUUUUAAAGAGCAAGAAAUUCCGCACAUCUUUUUACCGUGCGCCACAUUUGGAAGCGGGGUCAUCAUUGGCAUUCUCAGCUUGGUCGGAACUUUUUUCGCUGACCGGCUUACCAUGCGGGUUGAGGCCCUAACCAGCGGAAUGUUAGGCACGUUGUAUCUAGCUUCCGUCUAUGCGCACAUGUAUCUGGUGCAGCAUGAUAAGCUGCUGCCGUUUCUCAAAGAUCUCGAGGAGGAAAAGGACGGCUACAUAAUCUGCUGCAAUAGAAAUGCCAUUUUGAGCUUGUAUGCUGUUGCCAUCUAUUAUCUGCAUUGCACCUUUGCGCUGGAUAUUCUCCUUUGCCCUGAAAGUGAUCAUUUUUCUGACGAUGUGAAGCGCAGCAAACGUCGACUUAAAUUAUACUUUAUAAGCAAGGACGUUGAGCAUUACGUUAGCCGUUUUCGUUGGUAUCAACUGCUCUCCGCCAGCGUUCUGACCAAGAACGCAGAAAGGAAGCCAUCAUAUUUGGAAAAUGUUAUUCGUAGCAAGUCCAGCGUUUGA
Messenger RNA from Drosophila montana, 630 nucleotides. RefSeq lists its product as uncharacterized. The coding region runs from base 1 to 630 and encodes 209 amino acids. The transcript has a single exon. The record is from RefSeq and is a predicted model, not a curated record. NCBI's taxonomy places the organism in Eukaryota, Metazoa, Arthropoda, Insecta, Diptera, Drosophilidae.